AAAAAUUUUCGUUGCCAAGGUUUUUCUACAAGCUCCUCCCCAUUUCCUUCUUUGUAAAGACAAACAGACGCAAGGGAAAGAGGAGAAACCAAGAAGGGUUCCGAGAUACACGAACAGCCACCAUGUCCAACGUCCCGCCGGACGAAUUGAUCGUCCCCGAAGAACGCCGCUCGAAAUACGACCUCGACACCCGGAUUCUGCUGACGGCCAUAUUCUGCCUCCUCUUCGUCGUUGCCCUCGUCACCUUCCUCCACCUCUACACGCGCUACGUCCUCCGCCGCCACCGCGCCGCCCACCGCGCCACCACAAUCAGCCUUUUUCGUGUUGGGGUCGCCACCGCCGGCCCCCACGAAGAGCUCCCCAAGGUCGGGCUCGAUCCCUCGGCUAUCACCGCCCUGCCGAUGUUCCCUUACCGAAGAACUAACAACGCAAGCAAUGGUAAACACGAUGGUAGCAGCGCGGCGUGCGCGAUUUGUUUGAGCGUGAUAGAAGAAGGUGAGAUAGUCCGGUUGCUGCCGAGCUGCACGCAUGUGUUCCAUGUCGGCUGCAUAGAUAUGUGGUUGAGCUCUAAUUCUACGUGCCCGGUUUGCCGGGCUGGGGUGGAGCCACCGCCGAUGGCGGUCGCCGUGGAGACGGGCGAGUCGUCAGCACCACCACCAGGGAUACGUGAGCUAUCGGGUGGCGGCGUCACCGAGGGCACGUCGGAGACGAAGGAAGGAGGCUUGAAGGAUGGUGGCUCGAUAUCAUCGCGGUUUAGCUCAUCAUUUCGGAGGAUGUACAUGUUGAGCACGGAGAGGUCUGCAGGGAGGAGAACUCAAGGGGAUCAUGAGGUUGAAGACUUGGAGAGGCAGUAGAAAAUUUUUUCAUAUGGCACUUGUCAGAUUUCCUUGUUCUUUUCCAACACUUUGAUUUCUUCGGGAUUUCUCUCUUCUUUUUUUUUUUAAAGUCUUGAAAAGGUUUAUAUGUAAACAUGUUACAUGCACGAACAUAUACAAUAGAUUGUUCAUGAAGUAAGGGGAAGAACACAGAUUUUGUUGGUUAUGGACUUCAGAUUA
Molecule: messenger RNA, 1055 nt
Organism: Phoenix dactylifera (date palm)
Lineage: Eukaryota; Viridiplantae; Streptophyta; Magnoliopsida; Arecales; Arecaceae
Product: E3 ubiquitin-protein ligase ATL41-like
Biological process (GO): protein ubiquitination
Molecular function (GO): transferase activity
Source: RefSeq, a predicted model, not a curated record